This is a messenger RNA of Porites lobata, 4971 nucleotides long. The record is from the annotation of a GenBank genome assembly. Lineage: Eukaryota; Metazoa; Cnidaria; Anthozoa; Scleractinia; Poritidae.
AUGGCGACGUUCUUUGCUCGGAGGACAGUUUUGUCACUCAAUCUUGCAACAUUUUCCAGAAAAAACCGUUUGAUCCCUGUCGUAAGUCGUUGUGUAUGUCUUCCCUAUAAACAUUACCAGCUUUUUAGACAGUGUUCUUCGAUAAAGGAAGGAAGUAUACCUCAGAAUCAAGAAGCUUCGCCAGAUUUGGAGCUCAGUGAUAGCUGCGUAAAGGUCAGGUUGUCUAAUCUCCAUGCUGUUUAACUAUUAUAUUCUAGUUCCUCAGAGCUUUAGAUAAAUAUAAAACGUUGAAAUGCUCUCAAUUUCCAAGAAAGUGUGGUUCAACUUUAUCUCCACGCUUUGCAAGCAAAUAUUAGGGCCAUUUAUACGAGGAAAAAUAAGACGCGAACUCUCCGUAUAAACGGCACAUUUCGUCUAAAAUAAGACGCGACUUAGCUAAGACGCGUCCUAUUUUAGAACAGCCCUUAACACCUGUUCUUAGAUAAGACGUGUCUUAGUUAAGACGAGAAAAACUUCGUGCAAAUGACCUUCUCGUCUUACGUAAGACGCGAACGCAUAGUACGCAUGCGUUAAUUUUUGGCACCCCAUGUUGGAUUGCUGUUGCCAUGGGCAACAUUGACAUGAAAACGAGUCAAGGACAGAGAUAAGACGCGAACCAUUUAUUCGAACUGUUCUUGUCUUAGAUAAGACAUGCUUGCAUAAAUGGUAAAGUUCGCGUGUUAUUUAAGACGAGCCUUAUGUAAGACGCGUCUUAUUUUUCCUCAUAUAAAUGGCCCUAUAGUCUCUUCAUGUCCAUGAGGGAAAAAAAUCUAAUUGAAUCUUCACGUUGCUACAAGAACCUCUGUGAAAAGUUUUGCGAUUUUAACAUAAUGAGAGUUUUUAGAAUUUUUUUUAGUCGAAAUUUCUUUGCCACACUUGUUCUGCUGGUCAUUAAAUUGACAGGCUAAUAUAUGUUUUGACGUCAUUAGACAAAUUCAGGGCCUUUCGUCACUUUUUGGGGACCGUCGAUCUAUAGAGGAAAAUAAGCAAGUGUGCCAGCAAAAUGAUGAGUGUAUUACAAUGAAAAAAAUAAUUUCAUAUAUUCAACAACAAAGAACGAAAAAACUGUAAAUACUGGUCAUUUCUGGAGACAUCCUUUACCCACAAACAAUUAUUUAUUGGUGGUUUUUGAAUUUCUGUCAGUUUACCAUAGUUUCAAGCGAGAAUAAUACAGUGAAAAACUAAACAAGAUUAAUGUUUUUUCUUAUUCCACAUUUGACAAUUGCCAUAUACUUUUGUCAUGUUGUCAUGUAAACCCAUCAUUAUGCUUAUGAAUUCGGUAAUUUUUUUCCAUUAUAAAGCGACAGUCCACUAAAAGUAAUGAAAACCAAUUCAGGAACUCACACUAAAUUUCAUCUAGCUGCAAUGUAUCUUACUGGCAUUUUUUACCUUUUAACACAUAGUUCGUACAAUCGUCAAAAGGUCUUGAAUUUUAGUAGUCGUCUUGAAAAGUCCUUGAAUUUGGUCAAAGUCCUUGAAAAGUACUUGAUUUCUUUAUUAGGUCUUGAAAAGUCCUUGAAAUUCACUACACUGUCUAUGCCCGACACAAUUUUCUGUAAAAUUAGAUUUUUUUGCCGAGGAAAAUUUGGCUCAUCCUUGGUUUAAGAACCAUAAAACUCAAAGGUAACGUGAAAAUAUUUUUGUGCAUGAACAAUAUAUUAUUAUAACAUAGCUAGAAAAUUCGCGUAAUCAAAUUCAAUAGCGCGAGCGUGCUUCAUAUUCCUAUUGAGCACGCUGAUGACGUCAAUAAACUAUUCGUAAUUCCUCGAGUUGUUGGGAACUUAGCAAUCCUGAGUCUCCCGAGUGCAUCCAUAACUCAGCAAUAGACAAUGAAGCGUUUACCAUGUGUUUUAUAAGGAAAUUUAAGAGGAAAGGUUUGAAUUUGUUAACCGAUAGUAAGGAAAAGAGGUGAGUGUUGUUGUUGUUGUUGUCAUCUCGGCGAGCUGUGCGGGCUAUGGCGUGAGAUCAUUCUUUGCAAAGUUGUUUUCUCUCAAUAACAAUUUUUCGGUAAAUUAAAAGUUUUCCGGCACCUAAAUAUGGAUUUUGCAAUCAUUUUAGAGUACACUUUCUCUCAGUUUCAGGAUAAAAACAUAAGAUUAACUGUGAGGAAAAAAAAUAUAGUCACGUAAUCAUUGACGCGUACUUCUUUGAGCGCGCCCUACAAUAAUAAAAUUUUCAGUUAACUGCUGCAUUGAUCGCUUUGAUAAUGUUAUAAAACAAUUAGUUCAUGCUGCAGCUGUGCGUAUGUCGAGAUAUUGAGCACUUGGGAAGUUUGGAGAGCACUCAAAAGGCUAGAGUUGCACUCGGCUGCGCCUCGUGCAACUCUUACGCCUCUUUCGUGCUCUCCAAACUUCCCGCGUGCUCAAUAUCUCGACAUACGCACGCUGCCGCAUGAACUAAUUGUUAAUUUUUGUUUCUCUAUGCGAAUGCUAUUUCUGUCCUCAGAUGCAAUUGCAAUUGUUGCAUUCAAAUUCAAGCUAAAAAAUUUCAGUAUUGACUCUGGUUUUGACUGCAAAGCUCAUGAAUUUUUUGUUUGUACUGUCAUUAAUACAUGGCUUCCUUGUAAAGCAGGUUUUCUUAAUUGUUUGUUUCAUUCCAGAAUUCACUCUAGUUUUAUACGUCUUAAUAUUUAUUUGAUGUCAUCAUAUUACUAAAUAUAAAUUAGUAGUUAGGUAGUUAGAUAUUUUUAAUAUCUAUAGUUUUAUAUUUAAAUUUUAUAAAUACCUGAAGGUACUUCCAUUUCUAAAUGAAUAAAUUAUUUAUACAGCUAACAUACCAUACCACAACAAAAAAAUUAGACUGCAUGAAAACUUAAAUAGUGUCUCUACAUUUCCAAGGUUAUAGGUACAUGUAUGCAGUGAAAAUAUUUUAAAAAGCUGUUGUUUAGAAACCAGAUUCCCCUCAGACACCCUACGUCCAAAUUCUAUAAAUGAUUCUUUAGCCUAUAAUAUACCACUGCGUAAUUUGCAGUUUUGUGGAACUGAACUGAAGAUGCCAUUUAUUGUGUUGUAGCAACUCCAUAAGAUAUUUGCAGAUGACAAAGAAAGUUUUCUUCGAGUCUCAGUGGAAGGCGGGGGCUGCUCAGGCUUUAUGUACACAUUUGACAUCGACACUGAUAUCAGUGAUGAAGACAGGUUUGUCUGUUUGUUUGUUUGGAUUGUGCAGGUGGCUAGUGGAAUCUGGCAACAGUAAUACGGUCAAACCUCCAUGUUCGAUCACCUCCCAUAAGCGACCACCUUCUCAAAACACCAAAAUUUUCGCAGUCAAGGCAACCUCUCGUAAGUGACAACGACCAUGACCACUUUUUAGGGUAAUGGUUUAUUGUAAUUUUCCUUUGUCUUGAAACUUUUGUAAGCAACAACUUGAUGCAUAGUCUGUUGCUGUGUGUAUAUUAUGCUACCGUGGAGUUGACACCAUGAAGGACUUUAGAGGUCCUGAGUUUCAAUGGUAAAUUUUAUGUAAACCUUAGACAAAUCUGGGUAGUGGCACAUCAUUAGCAUGGAAUUUCUGUGUUCAUUUCUCAGACGUCAUUUCACGGGGAGACCUCCAAUAGCACCCCAAAAUGUUGGCUGUUUUCUCAGGCUCCCCAAAGAACUUAAGCUCACAUUUUCAAAUUAGCCAAUCCAGAAAUCUAAUGGCUGUUUAUUGUCAAGUAGGCUUCCAAAGCAGACAACAAAUGUAUUUAUCUUCUCAAGAAAACAACCCAGUAAAGAUCCCGAGUUUCAAUAAUAAAUUGUUGUAAACCUUAGUCUACAUAACUAAACUCUGUUCGAUAACCGGCCCUAAAAGGACUGUCUGUGACUACCUAAAUUCUUUCAGCGUCAAAAUUCAGAAGCAUGAAAAAAUUGUUGUAACUAUUAGGAGAAUUUGCCAAUGUAACACUCUCUGAAAAGCCCAGUUCAUCUUGUUCAUACUCUGUUGAAUCAAAAAAGUCUUGAGGUUAUAUCCCCUAAGUCUGAGAACUUGAUCAUCAUUUGCCUAUUUGCAAGUAAUGUAAUUAAAAAUUAUUAGUUAUUAUGCUUUGUUAUUUAUUUUCAGAGUUAUCGAGAAAGAUGGUGCAAGAGUUGUCAUUGAUGACAUUUCACUGGAAUAUAUUAAAGGGUCCACAGUUGACUUUCAGGAAGAACUGAUUCGCUCGGCAUUCAAAAUAUCAUUCAAUCCCAAGGCCGAGAAAGGCUGUUCCUGUGGUUCAUCAUUUACAUUUAAACUCUGACAAGCGGGAAACUUGCUUCAUUAUUGGUUUUCAUGGUACAGACAAUAGCCUAACACCUGGAGUUAUGGCAAUAUCUCGCAUUAUAUCCCCUUUUGAUAUUAUUUUGAGGUAGCCAUGAUACCAACCUGAAAGUGGCUAUAGUCACUUGUUGGACAUUUAUAAGCAAGAUGAUCACAUGAAUGAGCUUAUGCAACAGGACGGCAAAAGAAGAGGACACCAAAACAUUUGUGUGUGACAAAUGUGACCAGGCAAUUACUUAAUUGUUUGAAGGAGGGUGAAUUCAUGCUUGUCACAUGAGGUUUUGCUGUUUGCUUUCCUCUGCAUUCCUAUUGUGCAAGUUCACUAUUACAAAACGACACAAUUAUAAAGACUUUGUCCUCUUCUAAUACCACUAUAUGGAAAACACAACUUGGAUGUAAUGAAAUUUCAGGAAAGUUUAUUAACUUUAUGUACACAAAAAUAUUAAAACCAGCUUUCAUGGCAGUGUAAAAAGAGAAAUGUUUCCAGUACUGACUUAGUAGGAUACAUCCAUAUAAAUCAUUGAUUUGAGAAUAGCAGGGCUAAAAUCAAAUCAAAUCCUUUACUUAGACACGUAACACCCGGAAGCACCAAAAGUUCUCGUUAAAACGUUUAUGUGUAAAAGAAUUAAGUCACAUUUGUUUAACUUCUCACAAGAUAACAAAAACUGAUUUACAACUCAAACAAACAGUAAACUACUA